Molecule: messenger RNA, 2580 nt
Organism: Chelonus insularis
Lineage: Eukaryota; Metazoa; Arthropoda; Insecta; Hymenoptera; Braconidae
Product: X-linked retinitis pigmentosa GTPase regulator
Exons: 12
Coding region: 18-2351 (777 amino acids)
Source: RefSeq, a predicted model, not a curated record
CAGCGUAAGGUGUAAACAUGGGCCUGCCCGAUAUAGACAACAUACCCGACACCGGUGCAAUUUUCACUUUAGGGCGCAGUCGAUUCGCUGAUAAUAUUCCUUCACAUUUCUUUAUAAGGAAUGAUCCUGUUAUCAGUAUCACUUGUGGUGAUGAACAUUCUGCUGUUGUUUGCCAGAGUGGACGACUCUUCGUCUUCGGCAGCAACGAUUGGGGUCAGCUAGGUCUUGGUCAUAAGAAUCACGUCAGCAAGCCUUCGUGCGUAAAAAUACUCAAACCACAGAAAGUUACUCACGUGGCAUGCGGGAGAGCCCAUACAUUGAUAUGCACUGGAGAACAAAAAAUUUUUGCCUGUGGUAGUGAUCAAGAAUCUCAAUUAGGACGUGGACAAAUGUCUUUAGGAGAAUGUUCAAGCUCACCAGUUCCAAUCUACGAUUGUGGAAUAGCAGGACCGAAAAUUUUACAGGUUGCUGCUGGAUCUCAUCAUUCAUUAGCUCUGACAAGUGAUGGUGAGGUGUUGGCUUGGGGAAGUAAUUUAGAAGGACAAUUAGGGUUACCAGGAACUUCCGGAUUAGUGAAUAUACCAACAAAAGUCCAGCUACCAGAGCCAGUUAAGCAAAUUAGUGCUGGAUAUUAUCAUUCAGCAUUUCUUACUGAGAGUGGAGCAGUAUAUGUUUGUGGAGAAGCAGAAAGUGGAAAGCUCGGCAUUACAUUGGAUUUUAGAACUCAAGUUGCUCCGAAACCGAUGCAAUUGUCGACUACAGCUGUUUUUGUUGCUUGUGGCGGUCAUCAUACACUUAUUCUCGGCGAUGAUGGAAACCUUUACUGUACUGGUAGCAAUGCUAGUGGUCAACUAGGAAUGGGUACGAAUGUAACUGAAAUUCAAACACCAAAGCAACUUUCUCGUGGAGUUUUAGAAAAUGAAGUUAUUGCUAAAAUUGAAUGUGGAGAAAGCCAUAUAGCUGUUGUUACAGAGUCUGGAAAACUUUUCACCUGCGGUGAUGGAAGACACGGAAAGUUGGGUCUUGAGGAGAAUGAGAAUAAUGUACACGAAUUAACAUACGCGUCCAAGUAUCAAGAACUUUUCGUAACAAAUGUCGCUUGUGGUGGAUGUCACACGAUUCUUGUUGGACGACGAAGAAAUGGAGAAAAUGAUAAUGAAGAAGCUAAACAAAUGAAAAAUAAUUCAUUACCACCACUCAAAAUUCCAACUUGCAUACAAAAUGAUAGUCCAACGAAACUGGAGAAUGUUGAUAAUGGAAGUGAAGCAGAGAAAGGUGAAAAUGAACCAUCAGAGAAGGAUAUAGAUUCGGCAGAGAACAAAACUAAUGGAAUCGAAGCAACAUUAGAAAAUGAAAACAAUAAAACUGAAAAUACAGAAGAAAAUAAAUCAAAUGAAAAUGAUAAUUCAGUAGAAAAUAAACCCAAUGAAAAUAAUAAUCCACUAGAAAAUAAAAUCACUGACGAUAAAACUUUAAUAGAAAAUAACACAAACGGGGUAGGAGAAUCAGAAAAACACGAAAAUAGUGUAGAAAAACCAGAGAGUCCAAAGAAACCUACUGAAUAUGAUAGUUCUACACAAAUAAAAGAUAAAGAUAAUGAUGUUGAAAAUGUAGUAAAUGAAGAAAAAAACAGAAAUAAUGAUGAACGAGUGGCAAAUUUAACAAACGAGGCUAACAAUCAAGAUGACAAAUCGAUAACAGAAAAUAAUGAAAGACCAAAGUCUUCCAAGUCACAUGGUGACAGUGUAGCUGUAGAGGAAUCAAAGAAAAAAGAAGAAACUAUCAAUAAUGAAGAAAUUACAGUAGAGAAGCCAGCAUCGCCACCUCUUCCUGUUCCACCACCAAAGCCACCACGACAAAAAAUUAACAGUGCCGGAAGCCAAGUAUCUUCUAACGCACCGAGCUCGGCAUCAUCUAAGGGCGGUUCUGAAAAAGCUGUGAAUAUUGAUACGCAAAUAAAGAUGAAAUCUCCUUCUAAGAAUUCAGUUCAUCCGAAAGAAGACGAAGAAGUAAAAUCUAUGAAUGGAUCUGAAAGGAAGUCAGCAAGUAGUCAAAAAAGCCAAUCAAUCAAGUCGAAAGCUGAUACAGAUGAGACUGUAACUUUAGAAGCAAAAAUUGUUGAUAGCCUAGAAAAAGUGGAUCAUUUUGAAAGAAAAGUUGUUAAAACAAUUGAUGAAAAAAUAGACAUGAUUGCUGAUGAUGCAGAUGUUAUCCAAUCUCCAGUUCGUGGUACAGCUAAAAUUACCAAGUUAUUUAAAAGUAAAAAACAAGAAAUAGAAAACGGUACAAAGGAAGCAGUUAGUGCAAGUGCAAAUACAAAAGGAAAGUCGAAGACAUGCAAUAUCUUGUGAUCCUGAAGGCUAUUGUAAAGUUGAAUGAUGAUCCAUUAUAUUAUAUUUUUUAUAAAAUAACUUUAUGAAUCCGGCAUUGGGGACCAAGACCGGCAGUAAUCUACUCCAAUCAAUCAUUUGCAUCCAGUUCAUUCCAUAAAUAAUAGAUUACUACUUAUUGCCAGUUUUAAUUAUUUAUUAUAUUACUUUUUUCUUAAAUUUAAAUUUAGAGUAUUAAUAUAUAAUUACA